AUGGCGUCUAGUGUCUGCAGUGCGUGUCAGGCUUCGGGUAUAAAGAUGUCUCGCUGUGGCCAAUGCAAAUGGGCUGCGUACUGCUCCAAGACAUGCCAGCGGGACCACUGGAGGACUGGACACCGUCAAAUGUGCGCCAAGCUUAAGGUUUGCAAACGAUUUCGCGACCUGGAGCGAGAGUGGUGGUCGACUCGACCGUCAGACGAGCUGCAGAGGUUCGUGGUGCAGUUUGGUUUGCAGCCUGAAUCGAUGGCUUUCUUCGGAGAAGUAUUGUUCCUACUCUGCGGCCUCAAGGCGUGCGUGUUGCUGUCCAACCUGCCUCCGAUGUGGCGCCAGAGCUUCGCGAACGACGUGACACCGGCUGAGUACGAGCUCACGGAUGACCUCGUGCUGGGCAAUACAAUACAUAGCGACUUUGCGAUGGCAGAGCAGGCACUUCGACUGACAGGAGCUACAGUGGACACGACAAGAACUGUGCAAUUGGCGACGACUGACGUGGACGUGUCGGAGUUGGUGCAGGAACACGAAUUGGCUCGGAUGUUGGACUACCCAGUGGCGUUGAGCGAUUGCGAUGAAGACGCGUCAAUGGUCGAGGUUGGGUAUUUUCUCGAGGAGAGACAAGAGCGUGUACUACUGACAUCGUACUGCGCCAUGGCGACACUUCAGCACAACCAGCGUAUACAGCAGCAUUUUCAGCGAUAUCGGAAAUGCAGUGCAGGACUGCAGCUCACGUUACACACGUCGCAGAUCUAG
Phytophthora infestans T30-4 is the source of this 753-nucleotide messenger RNA. RefSeq lists its product as uncharacterized. NCBI's taxonomy places the organism in Eukaryota, Oomycota, Peronosporomycetes, Peronosporales, Peronosporaceae. The coding region runs from base 1 to 753 and encodes 250 amino acids. The transcript has 3 exons. The record is from RefSeq and is a predicted model, not a curated record.